Molecule: messenger RNA, 282 nt
Organism: Drosophila santomea
Lineage: Eukaryota; Metazoa; Arthropoda; Insecta; Diptera; Drosophilidae
Exons: 2
Coding region: 1-282 (93 amino acids)
Source: RefSeq, a predicted model, not a curated record
AUGAUGAACGCGACCACGCAAAGUAGAAGUAGCUGCCCGAUCUGGGAGUCGAGGACGGAGUCUGGCUCCAGACCAUACAAUCCCGAGGGCGGAACCGUUCAGGAACUUCUCGAGCGCCCUUGGGCUGGCGCCACCAACAUUGAGCAGCAGCUUGGGGCGGCGGCUGCAGAUCGGCUCCAAAUCGCAGCAGUCCAGGUUGCAGCUCCACUCCAACCACAGGCAUCAAUAGCACCACCGACGACGAAAAAGCAGGAGAAGACCAAGAAGAUCCAAGCAUGUUAA